Daldinia childiae is the source of this 1206-nucleotide messenger RNA. RefSeq lists its product as uncharacterized. The record is from RefSeq and is a predicted model, not a curated record. Lineage: Eukaryota; Fungi; Ascomycota; Sordariomycetes; Xylariales; Hypoxylaceae. The transcript is spliced from 2 exons. Bases 1 to 1206 code for a protein of 401 amino acids.
AUGUCGUCCACAUCAUCCCCUGUCCGUCUGGCUAUGCCGGUUGAUCUGCAGCGUUUUACUUGUUUUGCCAGAUUCCCGUUCGACAUCCGCCAUCAGAUUUGGGAAGAAAUUAUCUAUACUCCUGGUAUCCAUUUUCUAAAGUUCGAGGAGAAUGACGAUGCCCCGGAUACGCCUAACGAUUUUAACUCUCUGGGUCCCCAGUAUGCACAUAAGAUGGGAGGGGAUGUCAAGAAGUCAAAAUUCACCAGCACUCUCAAACCCGUAUUUCCCUUCCCAGCAGCCGACAAAUCUUACUAUCUUACCAUGAACAAGACUUUCACUCAGCUGUCAUUGGCUUGCAACGAGGCAAAGAGGCUGGUUGAAAACCUAAUCGAACGUCAAGGCAACCUGACUCUCGAUAACGGCCGUCUUGUCCACUUGGCGGGAUCUUCAGAUAUUGUGUGCUUCGACUAUCCUGGUGCCACAUGGUCCCGCUCUUUAGGCCUCUGGGCUGAGCGUUUAGAUCAAGAUCAGCUAGCCAAAAUUCGCCGUGUGGCUAUCCGUUAUAGUACGAAGUGGGAUGACGAAUGCCGUGUUUGUCGUACUUGUGGCAUAAUACACACUUAUCACCGCGAUCACGGCAAUAUGCGUCCGCGACAUGCAUACGAAUUCGCUGCCAUGUUCAAGAAUCUCGAGUCUUUCUACUUCAUGGACUGCUUGGCGGUUCGAAAGCAGCGCGACAAGUCUAAGCCGACUUCGUGCAUCUUCGCAAAGCGAGCGUAUGGGGAUAAGGGCGAGAGCUUUGCUAGCGGAGAGGGGGGACGCACAUACUACGAAGUUGACCCUCAACUCUGCAAGGUCAACACUCACGUCUUCCGCACCCUCUCAUGGGUUCGCGAGAACUACAUCACCUAUUGUCAGAAGUAUUCUAAAGGUCCGGUGGACCCAGAGAAGGUCAAAUUCAAGGUCUUGACUUGCGAAUGGGACACUGACGAACUAGUCCCUGUGAAGCAGCAAGAGCCAAUCUCGGGUCGAGUCACUUCGGCCUAUAAACGUCAGAAGACGCGAAGUUUCAGCCUUACCGAUAGCUUCAGGAAGAUGAACAUCGAUGACACACCCGCCUCUAACACCAAGUUUUACAGCGACCUUCCUGUAGUCUUCGGCGAUGGUGGCAUGUCGAAGUUUGAGUUCACUAUGAAGAUACCCUUUCCGACGCUACACCCGUAG